Messenger RNA from Agrilus planipennis (emerald ash borer), 2206 nucleotides. Its product is annotated as frizzled-4-like. Gene Ontology annotation, molecular function: Wnt receptor activity; Wnt-protein binding. The transcript has 4 exons. Lineage: Eukaryota; Metazoa; Arthropoda; Insecta; Coleoptera; Buprestidae. Gene Ontology annotation, biological process: canonical Wnt signaling pathway; non-canonical Wnt signaling pathway. Gene Ontology annotation, cellular component: plasma membrane. Bases 860 to 2053 code for a protein of 397 amino acids. The record is from RefSeq and is a predicted model, not a curated record.
ACUGGCGGUGAUGAUGCGGUCUCUUGUAGUAUCGGCUGGUUGCUUGGUUGAUCGUCGAGUUUUUAUUAUAUGUGUGGUUGUGUGUAGGUACGUAUAAAGCAGUGCGCGGCUGGAUUGCAGUUGGUUCUCCAAGCCACUGCUGCUGCCCCAAGUUCGAAACCGUUUCGUUCCAGCUGGGAGGCCGCAGUUUCCGCCGCUCUCUCGUUCCAACCUUUGAUGUUUAAUUACCCACUUCGAAUCCAACCAUUAACUCCACCGGUGACGCUAAUUUACUGUAUUCCACUACUAAUUAGCAACAUGUUUCGAGACCUUUUUUUUUUUACCUUUUCUUUAUUCCGCGCAAGACUUAUUUUUAGAAUAUGAUCAAAGUCGUCAAUGCUUAACUGAUCACCACUCCGACGUGAAUACAAACGGUUGUUUAAGAUGAUCGUUCUCCCAAAAAUAAGCACCCAAUUAUUUUUUAAACAAAUCUGGUCUUUGAAAAAUGAAACCUGAUAAUGCUUCAAAGCCUUACGAAUAUAAGACAGUUCGCAGAUACUUCGGGAUUGAACAAUAUUAAUUUUAGAAUACUUUAAAGUAGUUUUUGUGAAAACGUUUAAACUUCACAACCACGAUCAUUAUUCGUUUACAUUACGUAUUAAUAUGUUGAGAUUCUUCGGAAUUAAACCUUCCUGGGUGUGAAUUAUCACCCGAGGGGAAGGCGAGGUCGCCAAACUUCCUGCUGUACUUUUUUCUCGAGGUCGUCCCUGCCCCGAAAGUAUGAUUUUUCCUGAUUUUAGGGACAAGAAAGGGCAACAUAACCUCCCAGUUACAAGAAUUUUCGGGACUUUUACAAAACGAAUGUUCACCAUUUCUCCGCAUGUUCGUUUGUUCUGUUUUCGUUCCUCUCUGUUCGGAACACGUUCCCGGGGCAGUCCCGGCCUGUCGGGGACUAUGCGAGGAAGUUCACAACAGUUGCCAAGCGGCGAUAGCUAAAGCUGGGCUCACAUGGCCUGCCGAACUUAACUGCUCAAGAUUUCCCGAGCCUCCAGAUCUUUGCAUGCAACAGCCCCCAGAAAAUGGCAUAGAAAAUACUUUGAAGAUCGACCAUGCCCCCACCGACUUUUUAUCCGCAUUUGCAAUUAAUCCCAGGCGUUGUCCUACCAAUACUGUUUAUAAAGAAGGGCGAUGUGUGAAGGAGUGCACUAGUCAAGUUUUAUUGAAAGAUACGUCGAAGAAAGUAUUAUACGAGGUUUGGACCGCCGUUUGGUCUCUUACGUGCCUUUUGAUUACUACAUUUGCUUUGCUAACGUUUUUUAUUCAACCGAAACGUUUCCGGUGGCCAGCUCGUCCUAUACUGUACCUCGCCCUGUGCGGAUUUAUAAGGUCUCUCGUCACCGUCGUUCAGUGGAUAGUGGGCCCUUUAACUUGCGUUGCGAAUAACAUCGAAAAACCCACGGAAAAUCUUUCGUGCGUUUGUUUCGCGUUGAUUAUAAUCUACAUCGAUGUCGCUGUUUGUUUGUGGUGGAGCGUUUUUUGUUUCGUGUGGUAUUUAACAGCAGCCAAAGAAUGGUCAACGGAGGCCAUUGAAAAUAUUUCGACGCGAUUACACGCGCUCAUUUGGACCUUGUCGAUGAUACCGAUUAUUAAUUCAUUAAUGUAUAAAAAUAUCGAAUCUAAUAAAACGUUCGGGUUUUGUUUCGUAUCGAGUUCGAUUCUUAUCAUUUUCGAACUUUGUACGAUCACUUUGGGUUGCGCAUUGGCGCUUAUGAUGUCGACGGCGCUGAAAAAUGUGCGCAAAGCUUUAGUAUGUGCCGGGAGAUCCCCGUACAAAUUAGAAAGACUCAUUUUGAGAUUAAGUGUGAUAAGUGUAGGAAUCUGCGUGCCUUUAUUCGUGAGCCUUUUAUGUAAUUUCUUCGACAACUUUGUCGUACUCCUGAUGAAAAUUGCGAUGCAAUUCCUAAGUGCCAUUUUUGCAUCUUUGUGGGUCUUUUCAGAAAAAACUUUUAAGAGUUGGAAUAAAGUUUUGAAACCGGUAUUUCGACAUAAAAGUCAAACCGUCACUAAAGUCUGAGAAUCGCGUUUUCAUUAAUUAAUAAAUUGUCACUUUGUUAAAUAUUUUCUUAAAAUAUGUGAUAGUAGAUAUUUAUAUAUCUGUAUAUACUUAUAUAUUAUAUAUUUUUUUUGUAACCAGUAUUACGUGUGUGUGCAUGUGUAAGUAAUAAUU